This is a messenger RNA of Cyclospora cayetanensis, 480 nucleotides long. Its product is annotated as protein PEROXIN-4. NCBI's taxonomy places the organism in Eukaryota, Apicomplexa, Conoidasida, Eucoccidiorida, Eimeriidae. The record is from RefSeq and is a predicted model, not a curated record. The coding region runs from base 1 to 480 and encodes 159 amino acids. The transcript is spliced from 5 exons.
AUGAGCUAUAGGAACCGUCUUUUGAACGAAUUACGCGAUGCUGCGCGUCAGCAAGACACCACAGUUCAGCUAAGAGCAAACGAAGACAAUAUCUUGGAGUGGACGGCUCUCAUCAAGGGCCCCCGGGACUCUCCUUACCAGGACGGGACUUGGUGCCUACAGAUCGUCUGUCCCCCGGCCUACCCCCUGUCUCCGCCCCGUGUUCACCUCCUUACAAAGUGUUUUCACCCAAAUAUCGACUUCCGGACAGGAGCAAUCUGCAUGGACAUUUUAAAUGAAGGAUGCUGGACGCCAGCUUGGAACUUGCACUUUGUGUGCCUCGCAAUCAUCUCCUUGUUGGAUAGCCCAAAUGCGGACAGCCCGCUCAACUGCGAUGCAGGCAAUUUGAUCCGAUCUGGAGACAUGCGCGGGUUCCGAUCCAUGGCACGGAUGUACACCAAGGAACUUGCCUGCGGCCGUGAUGCCCUGAAAGGCGAGUGA